Molecule: messenger RNA, 2667 nt
Organism: Talaromyces rugulosus
Lineage: Eukaryota; Fungi; Ascomycota; Eurotiomycetes; Eurotiales; Trichocomaceae
Exons: 9
Coding region: 1-2667 (888 amino acids)
Source: RefSeq, a predicted model, not a curated record
AUGUCGCCGAGAUAUUCUCGCCAUCAAGUACCAAAGAAAUUGUUUGAGGGCAUGGGAGAUGUUGAUGGCUACACACGCUCUAUCACUAUGUCUCAAUUUCUCCAUCGACGGUUUAACGAACAAGGUUGGCUCCAGCCUGAUCCGGCCGCGAGACUCACCUCAUCACUAGGAAUGGUGAUGCGUGCAGAGGACAGAGAUGGCGAGGAAGAGGAUGCUAGAUACAUCACUAAGCCCGAAACCGUGGAUUCGGAUCUUAGGGCCAUCAGCGAACAACUUGGUCUUGCAAUCGUUUUCACCAUGUCCUCAGAUAUCACAGCACUAGUUUUCAAGCGAGUUGGUCCUAACGACUCUGAGAUAACGUUGUCUCCAAAUAACAUCACAGUACCGGUUGUCGAGUCGUUGAAAUUACUAGCUGGCGAUCAUAGCAAUAUGAGGAGAAGGGACUUUUGUUGUUUCGUUCGGCAAGAAAAAGUCGUCCUUGUAUGGAGCAACUCGGCAGACGAAGUUUUGCUACAUGCAUCCGAUGUUGAAACGAAGCUUAUGAGUUCGAUCUGGGGAACAAUGAUCACAUCAGGGCAACAAACUCCUCACCAUAACCUUCAUCAUACCGGAGGUCACUCAUCCUGGCAUACAGCAACACCGAGUGUUGUCUCAGGGACGCCAAGCAUGAUACAUGGACCGAUCAAUGAAAAGAAUCUUGUCGCUCUUGACGAAGUUGAUCUGACUGCAGAAGAUGAGGAAUCAAAAACACCAGUGUCACGGCCGUUCCUUCUUUCUCACUCUAUGAUGGUUGGUCUCGCCAUGUGUCUUCUCAUGGUCAUUGAGUGUCUCGCAGUUCGUUUGAUCAUCAUCGAAAUCAAAGCACUUGGAAGCCCGAUGCUUCCUCGUCUCGCUCUUUUAGCCCCGUUGCCUAUUUUCAUGUUCUUCACUCUAUUCUUCACCAUUGUCCUAGUUGGAACAGUGUUCCAGAUAUUUGGUCCGAUGAAUGACGUGAAGCAAGGUAACUCGCGAUACUACAGUUCUCAACCGCCAAAUGUGAAGCGCCAUCCUGAUUUCCAGUUUCCUCAUGUCACUAUUCAGAUGCCUGUGUACAAAGAAGGUUUGAAGGGAGUUAUCAUCCCGACGAUUGAGAGUUUAAUGCCCGCCAUUCGACAUUAUGAGUCGUUGGGUGGAACUGCCAGUAUAUUCGUUUGUGAAGAUGGUAUGCAAGCAGUCACCGCAGAAGUAGCUGAAAUGAGGAAGAAUUUCUACAAGGCGAACAACAUCGGUUGGUGUGCAAGACCGCCCCAUGGUAAAAUUGGGUUUAACCGAGCUGGGAAGUUCAAAAAGGCAUCGAAUAUGAACUACUGCUUGAGUUUCAGUUUGCGAGUCGAAGAUGAGCUAUUGCGGCUCAUGAAGGACAAGGCGGAUGCUGAAAGACGAAGCCAAGAGUCUCUUUCUAUCGAUGAAGAAGAAGAACUGUACCAGCAAGCUCGGCAAACUAUUAUUGAAUUAGACGAAGGAAGGACCUGGGCUGAGGGCAAUGUUCGCAUGGGAGAAGUUAUUCUCCUCAUUGACUGCGACACUCGAGUGCCCGUCAACUGUCUCUCCUUGGGGGCAUUGGAGAUGGAGGAAAGUCCUUCGGUUGCCAUUAUUCAACACGCGUCUGGCGUGAUGCAGGUCAUCAAUAGUUUCUUCGAGAAUGCCAUCACUUACUUCACCAACCUCGUCUACCUGCUGAUCAAAUUUUCUGUCGGCAACGGUGAUUGUGCGCCAUUUGUCGGCCACAAUGCGUUUCUCCGCUGGAAGGCCAUUCAAAGUGUUUCUUUUAUGGAAGAUGGGGUGGAGAAGUUCUGGUCUGAAAGCCAUGUUUCUGAGGAUUUCGAUAUGUCUCUUCGCCUACAGACUGCUGGAUUCGUAGUUAGGUUGGCCACUUACGACAAGGGAGAAUUCAAGGAAGGUGUUUCUCUCACGGCCUUUGAUGAGUUGCUGCGAUGGGAGAAAUAUGCAUAUGGCUGCUCCGAGUUGAUCUUCCACCCUGCCUAUCAAUGGAUCUAUCGCGGUCCCUUUACCGAGCUCUUCCGUCGUUUCCUCUGGUCCAAUAUGAAGAUCUCCGCCAAAUUUACUAUCUUGGGGUACAUCGGCACCUAUUACGCUAUCGGCGCUUCCCUACCGCUUUCAGUGGUUAAUUAUUUUAUUACUGGUUGGAUUGCCGACUCCCUAGAUCACAGCUACUUGCCGAGCUGGGAUAUGCUAUGUGGCACCCUAUUCAUCUUCUUGCUUGUCAGCCCUAUUACCUUUGCAUGGUAUAGACAUCGUCUUGGUGAUAAGAAUCUAUUUUGGGCGUUACUCGAAUCUUUUAGGUGGAUGCCAUUUUUCUUUGUCUUCUUUGGAGGAAUUUCCUGGCACAUUUCCUACGCUCUUCUGGCUCACCUAUUCUGCCUCCCUAUCGAAUGGUCCUCGACGGCCAAGGAACUUGAAGCUGGGGGGUUCUUCGUGGGUAUGGAGAGGAUUUGGCAGUCAUUCAAGUAUGUCUUGUUCUUCAUGGCUUGUCUCACUGCUGGUGUCAUCUAUUUGGCCUUGUUCGCUCCCACUGGGUGGAAAAUCAGUGCGUGGACGAGUAUUUUCCCGGUUGCGAACCAGAUUGUUGGUCACGUACUGCUGCCUGUCAUGACAAUAUUGCUUUAG